Pseudozyma flocculosa PF-1 is the source of this 2667-nucleotide messenger RNA. RefSeq lists its product as uncharacterized. The record is from RefSeq and is a predicted model, not a curated record. The transcript is spliced from 2 exons. Lineage: Eukaryota; Fungi; Basidiomycota; Ustilaginomycetes; Ustilaginales; Ustilaginaceae. Bases 1 to 2667 code for a protein of 888 amino acids.
AUGGGACUCGGCUCCGCCGUGCGCGGUGGCCUCGGCCUCCUCAACGCCCGACACCAUGACGUCGAAAACCUGCCCGCCAACCAGACACCCUCGACGGCGCUCACUGCGCUGUGGCAACGCCCGCGCGAGAUGCCGCUCCCGCUCACCCCCUUCGCCGUCCUCCGCUCGCUGGUCCAGCUGGAAGACAUCCAGGCCCUCCUGUGGGCUUGGAUGCUCGUCGGGCUCGUCCUUCUCAUCGCCUACUGGUCCAAUCCGUCCGACUCCUCUUUCCGUCCGUUCCUGACCGACUUCACCUUCCGCGAGCGGCUCCGCUGUCUCCACGAAGGGUCCAAUGCCGAGGCCGACGCCCUGCUGGAUGCCAACAACCGCGAGGCACCCAAGGAUGGCAAGGCCUCUCCGCCGGAUGGCGCUUGUAGGAGCUCUGGUGCGGCCGGCGCCGCUUUCCGCGGCUCGCUCUUCUCCACCUCGCCCUUCGCCACGACCUUCGGCUCCCGGCUCUCGCUCUCGGUUCGGACGCCUCCGUACCUGCGCAAGGACUUUGGGAUCUUCUCCAUCGUCACUAUUUCGCACAGCAUGCCGCUCCACUACGUUGGCGCGACCGCCCACGACCUGUCGGCCACGAACAACUCGACGCCCGACGGACGCAGCGCUGCCGCCGGCGCUGCCCCCGUCGAGGCCGCGUCGGACUACACCUCUGUCUUCAUCGGCGCUUUUGGGCGGUACUGGACCGCCGUCUACGGCCUGCCGCUGCAGCGACUGUCCUCUGCCUCGUCAUUGUCGUCCUCCUCGUCUGUCCCGCGCGCCGGUCAGGCCAAGGGUCACGACCGCGAGGAGCUGGAAGAGAACCGCAACGAGCUCUCCGACUGGGGCGUGCUCGAGCUGCGCUCGGCCGAUCACGAACACGCCCUGGCCGAUCCGCUGCUGGCCCGGGGGCUGGGAAAGGUGCUGGGACAGCGCCGCGCCUCGAGCGCAUCGGACUCGCCGCUGGAACGGCACGCCGAUGCCAAGGGGACUCGGAGCAGGAGCUCCUCGCCGCACUCUGCCAACCGCGCUUCCGAUACUGCUGCCUCUGCCCCCACCGCUGCCGCUGCGUCUGGGGACUCGCCUCUGCCUUCGGCUUCGCCGCAACCACCGAGUUCGUCCGCUGCUGUCGAACCGGAAUCCUCUGAUCUGACGGCGAUGCUCGCCGCUGUGGCCGAUUCUCAGUCGGCCGUGUCGGACCUCGAGGAGCAGCUCAAACAGUUGCGGGCCAACUCGGCCAAGUCGUGCGAGGGCCUACAGGGCGAUGUCGACGAUUUGCGCGCGCGCAAGCGCGACGACGACAAGGCCCGGAUGGAAAUCAAGGCCAAGACAAAGUCGCUCGAGGAGAGCAAGAGGCAGGCGGAGCAGGCCCGGAGGGAGGCCGAGCGGCGACUCAAGGCGGCCACGACGGCGCGCACGAGCAAGCAGAACAGCAUCGCUGCCAAGAAGGACGAGAUCGAGGCGCUGCUCAAAAAGCGGGCAGGCCACCGCGCCAAGCUGCAUUCGAGCUCGACGCGAAAGGCCGAGCGAAUCGAGGAGCUCCGCUCGCUGACGACCCAAGCCCAGGACCGCCUGCGCGCGCUCAAAGACGAGGUGAUCAAGCUUCGCGGCGACGUCCAGUCGGCCGAGGAGACGCUGGCCACGGAAAAGGACAAUCUGCAGGCGGUCUACGAGGGACAGCCGCUUCGCGACCGCGAGCACGGCCGGGUGGCCAACGGAGGCCCCGGUAUCUUGCCGCUGCAGGACCUAGAGCUCGACCCGUUUGCUCCGCCCGAUGCAUCUGGCAGGGGCGUUACUCCGUAUGACGGCUUCCACGGACCCUACUUUGGCCCUCCCUCCAAGGAUCGACCUCAGCAGCAACCGCAGCUGCUGCACCAUCACCAGCACCACCAUCAGCAACACCAGCACCCUUCAAUGUUCCCCUCGGCCUCUCACUACGACCCUUUCGGAAGCGACCUGACCGAGGCCAUGGCUGGCGCUCGUGCGUUUGGACACCACGCGCCGCCGACCUUCCAUCCCGAUCGAGUCGAGGAGGGUGGGCCGAUGCCGACCAAACCUUCCGAGGGACUCGGCGCCAGUGUGCUGCGCAACGCGUUCCGCAAGGCGACGGGUGCAGCCCCCUUUGCCCCCAAAGGGUUCGACGGAUCCGCCGCUGCCGCCGCCGCCACGACCACAGCAGCCCCUUGCGCGAACGUCGUGCCGGGCGUGGAGCCCCAAGACGGCCUGGGAGGCGUGGCGGGUAGCCUGUCCAACUUUGAGGCGAUGAAGCAGGCGUUCCAACCGACGCUGGCAUCCGAGGAAGAGGGGCGACGGUCGUGGUCGGCUUUUGACGUGUGGCAGUCGGACAUGCGCGAUGCGCGCCACCGGCUGGGCUGGCCCAACGGGGUGUUGUACAACAGCAGCGCCGAUUCGCUGCCGCAGUUCCACCACCCUUCGUCGUCUUCUUCGAUGCUGGUGCCGCUGGACCGCAGCAACAGCGCCGGGCACGCCGAGGCGACCCGGGACGACGGUGCCGUUGCCGGUGCCGGUGCGGGAAACGGCAACGGCCCCGGGGGCGAUGCCGAGCAGCUGCGGAACCUGGCCAAGGUGAAGCGCGCGUUCCGGUGGCCCUUCCGCCCGAGCCAGAUCCAGGGCGAGGUCAUCUAG